AUGACAAAUGUGGACCAUUCGGAAUUUGUUAGUACCAAACAGGGAUGCAACCAAAAAGAGGUUAUUUAUGUAAUAAUCAUUUCCGCACUUGGCAUUUUCUUUCGCAAUAUUUGCAUACCAUGGAUUUUUCUUGGAAAACGAUUUAAUACGAGCGUAAUAUCAUACUGGUUUAAAUUUAUAAUCGAUGUCAUAUUUAUCGUGGCCCCGCCGUUAUUAUCCCUAACCAUAUUUGCAAAUCAUUUGGAGCAUCUUCUAAUCAUUCUAGCUACUUCAACCGUUAUUUUAUUAUUUUUCGUUGCUUUUGAAUAUUAUCAACAUCCGUUUGGGCACUCGAUGAAGAAUUCAUGGAAUCGAAUUAUCGAUGAAACAUACCAUCCGACAACAUUUGUUACAUAUUUGAGGGCUUCUACGAUGAUUCUGACGGUUUGCGCAAUUCUUGCGGUUGAUUUCCCAAUCUUUCCAAGGAGAUUCAGCAAGACAGAUUCCCAUGGUCAUUCGUUGAUGGAUACUGGCGUUUCAGCAGCUGUGUUCAUCUCAGGAUUAUCCAGUAGAAUGGCCAGAUCGCAAUCAUCUGGACGACCUAGGAAUCCGCGAUUCACGAAAUGGUACACCUCCAGCACAUUCCUCCUUUUCCUUAUUGGAUUUGCCAGAAUGAUUGUCCUGGAGUUCGUCGGAUAUCCGCAGCAUGUCAACGAAUAUGGUAUACAUUGGAAUUUCUUCUUCACUAUGGCAGUUGUAAGGAUAGCCUACACGUUCCUACCCCGCAAGUUUCCAUUCGCCACUUCCAUUGUACUAGGAGUAUGCCAUCAAACGUUAUUAAACUCUGGAUAUCAGUAUUGGAUCUUAACUGAAGGCGAAAAUCAGAGGGAGAAUUUGAUUGCAGCCAACGCCGAAGGUAUUUUCAGCUUGUUAGGGUAUCUGACGAUAUUCUACGCGAGUCUGGCCGUUGGAGACAUUCUAGCAAGUACAUGCAUAAGAAUAAAAUCUUGGAUCCGCCGAGCUUUUCAUAUGGCAUUCCUGUCGUUUCUCAUGUAUGUGUGCCAAGUGAUCAGUGAACAGCACCUCGAUCAACCUUCGCGACGAGUGGUCAACCUCACUUAUAUCUUUUCUCAACUGUUUCUGAUGAUUGGUGCAACAUCUCUUCUCCUUUUCAUUCAAAUGUUCAAUAUUGUAGUUCAUUCAUCAAAUGUUCCCCAAUUUUCUAAUGGCGAGACACCAUUCGACAGUCUCACACCAUGUCUUUGCGAGUCGAUCAAUCUCCAUUCCCUUGAGUAUUUUCUCCUCUCGAAUGUGCUUACCGGAAUUGUAAACAUGUCGAUAAAUGCUCAUGAGACGCGAGAUGAGACUAUCUCGUUGUCGAUUCUCACCGUCUACAUGUUCAUCGGCGUAUUUAUAGUGCACUCAUUGGCGUUCCGAAGAACGAAAAUCGUGCACAGCGAGUAG
Molecule: messenger RNA, 1443 nt
Organism: Caenorhabditis bovis
Lineage: Eukaryota; Metazoa; Nematoda; Chromadorea; Rhabditida; Rhabditidae
Source: the annotation of a GenBank genome assembly